Messenger RNA from Anolis sagrei ordinatus, 6064 nucleotides. RefSeq names its product 5'-nucleotidase domain containing 3 (gene NT5DC3). Gene Ontology annotation, molecular function: 5'-nucleotidase activity. NCBI's taxonomy places the organism in Eukaryota, Metazoa, Chordata, Lepidosauria, Squamata, Anolidae. The record is from RefSeq and is a predicted model, not a curated record.
GAUCCUCUCGAGGAGACGGCGAGGAGGGGGCGUGGCUUGAGGAAGUGACUUCAGCCGACGCCGGCUGCAGUCGAGGAGACGCGGGAGCGGAGCGGAGAAGGAGCGGAGUGGAGCUUCCCUCCUUCAGGACCUUCUUGGCGCCAUGGCUUCCACCGCCAGGGUCUUCUCGCUGCGGGCAGCCAUGGGUCGAGCCGCCGCUGCUGCUUCUUGCUCCUCCUCGCCUUGCAGCUUAAAGACAAAUCCCUUCUGCACGCUGGCUCCGCAGCAGCCCUCCGCCCCAUUGGAUAUGAAGAACUACCUGUGGAAGCGCUACAACGAGGCCAAGAAGGUUACCAAAGAUUUAGUCCCUUCAAUCAUGAGUAACUUACUGAAUCCAGAUGCAAUCUUUUCCAACAAUGAAAUGAGUCUUUCAGAUGUAGAAAUCUACGGCUUUGAUUAUGACUACACAUUGGUCUUCUAUUCCAAACAUUUGCAUACAUUGAUCUUUAAUGCAGCACGAGAUCUUUUGGUUAAUGAACAUCGGUAUCCUAUAGAAAUCCGCAAGUAUGACUAUGAUCCAAAUUUUGCAAUAAGAGGGCUUCAUUAUGAUGUACAUCGGGCGUUGUUGAUGAAGAUUGAUGCUUUCCAUUAUAUUCAAUUGGGAACAGUGUACAGAGGAUUGAAUGUGGUCCCAGAUGACGAGGUCAUUGCCAUGUAUGAUGGGUCCCAUGUCCCUUUGGAACAAAUGAGUGACUUCUAUGGAAAGAGUUCACAAGGUAACACCAUGAAGCAAUUUAUGGAUAUCUUCUCCUUGCCUGAGAUGACACUCCUUUCUUGCGUGAAUGAAUACUUCCUGAAAAACAACAUAGACUAUGAACCAGUUCACCUCUACAAAGAUGUGAAGGAUUCGAUCAGAGAUGUCCACAUCAAAGGAAUAAUGUACCGUGCAAUCGAAGCAGAUAUUGAGAAAUACAUUUGUUAUGCGGAGCAAACCCGUGCUGUAUUAGCAAAGCUGGCAGAUCAUGGCAAGAAGAUGUUCCUCAUCACAAACAGUCCUAGCAGCUUUGUGGACAGAGGCAUGAGGUUCAUUGUUGGGAAGGACUGGAGGGAUCUCUUUGACGUUGUCAUUGUCCAGGCUGACAAACCAAACUUCUUUAAUGAUAAGAGAAGACCUUUCCGUAAGGUAAAUGAAAGAGGUGUUUUGCUUUGGGACAAAAUCCAUGAAUUGCAGAAAGGGCAAAUUUACAAGCAGGGCAACUUAUAUGAGUUCCUGAAACUGACUGGCUGGAGGGGCUCCAAAGUCUUAUAUUUUGGUGAUCAUAUUUAUAGUGAUCUUGCAGAUUUGACCUUAAAGCAUGGUUGGCGAACAGGUGCAAUUAUUCCAGAGUUACGGACAGAGAUUAAGAUCAUGAACACAGAGCGAUAUAUUCAGACCAUGACCUGGCUGCAAACUCUCACUGGAUUACUGGAACACAUGCAGGUUCACAAGGAUCCUGACUCUCAGCUGAUUAUACAGGAGUGGAAGAAGGAAAGAAAGGAAAUGAGGGAGCUGACCAGAAAUUUCUUCAACUCUCAAUUUGGAAGCUUAUUCAGGACUGACCAGAACCCGACCUAUUUCUUAAGACGCUUGUCACGCUUCGCUGACGUUUACAUGGCAUCACUGAGCUGCCUUUUGAACUAUGACCAUGACUACACUUUUUAUCCAAGGAGGACUCCUUUGCAGCAUGAACUCCCGACUUGGUCUGACCAGCUGUGCACUGGUACAUUCAGAAUACCUUUUCUGCAAGAGAUGAUUCAGAUUAAAUAAGUUUUCUUCUCUCUCCUGUUUCACUUCACUUUCUGCAAUAUCAAACUUCAUUAUUCCUUUCCCCAGUGGCUCAAUAGGGUAUAGUACAAGUAUAUUUAUUGUUAACAUCAAUGUAUUUUAAAAGCAAUGAUCUCUUUAGUAGCAGCAAUUCUUACUCUUCCUUUCAUGUACUCUACAUCCGUAUAUUGGGCCAAUAUUUGUUUAGCUCUGAGAUUGUAACCCAGCAACCCCAACUAGAAUACCACAUGGUGGGAGAGGGUGAAGAAAUCAUGGAAGGCCAUGAUUUCAUACCUGGUUUAGUUUGUCUGCCAUCUUCUUGAAUUUACUGAGAAUUGAUGGGAUUGCACUGAGAGAAAACGGAUCUCAUCUCGUACCCGACUAAUUGAUGGAAGAGGAAUUAUAUGCACAAAAAUCAAUUUUUUAAUAUUUUUGAUGUAUGGCUUACAAAGCCUGAUAUAUUUAUCUUGCAUCUUCUAAUUGGAAGAAUAUUGCUUCAGAUUUGGUGCCUAUGUUGAAUUCUGAUUGAGUUAGUGAGAUGUUUUGAAGACGUAGUGAGAAUUUCUCAUGAUUAUUCAUGUUUUGGGUAGCAGGAGAAAUAGGUAUAUGUAACAUUUGUGAAAUCUAAAAUUACUGUAAAAUUUUAAAAAUGUUGAAUGGGUUUUCCCAAGAUGUACAUCAGAAUGGAUAUCGGUAGUACGUCCUGUUAACAUUAACUGAGUGAGUCUAGAUGUCAUUGGAAUUAUAUACCUCCUGAACUGAAGUCCAAACGCACAAGUUCGCCUGUCUGGUGCAGUUAUAAAAUGAAACUCACAUUUUUUUCCCAUUGGAUCAUACUUAGGUAUAUUUGUUUGAAUGCAAUGUGAGCAAGGGAGCUACAGUCUGCUGUACUCUGAUAAACACAAGCACAGUAGUUUUGCAAAACAACUACCUUUGCAAAAAGGAAGUAAAACAUCAAAUACAUAGGCCUAGUGAUGCAAAAAAAAAAAAAAGAAAAAGAAAAAGGAAAGAUCUAUAAUUAUAACUACAAAAUGCCAAAAAUGAAGUAAGUUUUCCAGUGUAAACUCAAAUUUAGUACUUAUCCUAUUUGUAGUAUCACAUAUACUAUGGCAAUAUCUAUAUUGUGCAAAGACAUCGCACUGUGCACUUUACUUGUUUGUCACAAUUGCACAUUGCCAUUCAGGGCUGUAAUGCACCAUGGAGUUAAGUCUGUGGUGUACAGGAAUGGCUACUAAUACUCUGCUAUAUCCUUGGUGCACGUCCUAUUUAAUUCAAUGCAAUUUGCUUCUGGGUCAAUAUGUAAAGGAUUGCACUGCAAAUGUUCUUGAAGUGCCUUCAUAUGAAAUAUUUGUUUGGAAAAGCAGCAAACAUGUAAAGCAAGCGUUAGGACACAUGGUGCCUAUCAUUGCGAAACAGAAAAUACUUUUUAUUUCUAAAGAUUUUCCCUGAACUCUCCCAUCUCUGAAACACAACCCACAAAUGGAUAUAAUUCAUUUGCACUUAAGUAAUAUAGUUAGAAGCUGGUUUACAACUCAACCCUAUACAUAUUUAUUCACAAACAAGCCCCACUGUGAUCAAUUGUUAGGAACACAGCUUAAUUUCCACUAUUUUUUUAACUGAUGGUUAUUGUAUUCACUCAUUGAAUGUAAAGGCUAUCACAUAUUAGACUUUUGGCUAAAUGGAACAGAAUGAAAUUUGUUGUACCUAUAGUUCUGUACAUUCCCUUUAAUCAUAAGUUAUGGAUUAGCUUAGUAAUGUGCUCAUAUAUAAAAACUGCUUUUAUUAAGGCAGGUAGGUAUUAUAAAGCAUCACAUUUUGUAUACUGAAAUUAGAAUGUAAUUGCUCUAAAUAUGCCCUAUGAAUGGAAAGUAUUUUUCACUCACAGAAAGAUUCUAGAUGAGAUUUUGCAUCCUGUGGGUUUGCAGAGGCUUUUUCUUCAGAUCAUUUUAGUUGCCCGUUAGUGCUUUAUAAGCUAUGUUCUGCAUCUUUCUUAUCCACAAUUGUAUUUUUCUUCCCUUUUUAAAACUCAUUCUCCUACUUAAAAAUAUGGUCACAACCAUGUUGCCCUACAAGAGGCCUAUGAAAAAUGCAUAAGGAGAGCAAUGAUUACACAAGUCAUCUUAUACCUGUUCCCUAAAAAGAGGUCACAUAUAGCCACUGAGGCUAACUCGCCGUUCUCCAUAAAUGUGUCUAACUAUAUCAUUAAAAUAUGAUAUUGGAUCCAGGUUUAAAAACCUAUUUCUAGCCAAAAUUAUACUGUUAAUCCUUGAGUUUUCAGUGGACGAGUUGCUUGGAAGAUUGCUCUUCUGAUAGCUUUGUUUCUUCUGCAAUUAGCUAUCUUCAGAUAGCAAGGAACUGAGAAGUAAAUAUAUUUUAAAGGUGAGAAGUUAAUAAGCCAAUUUAAAUGGCAUUGUAGAAUAAUUCAGAGAUAGUUAAUUUUGGAAUGACCCAAAUACUCGUCUUGGAAUUUAAGAUGUCCGUUCCCUCUAAGAGGGAAGAACUUUUAUGGUGAUGCAUAUGAAGUAUAAGUUGUAUAAGUUUCUGAAAUACUUAAAAUUAAAAGACCAACUAAAGUCACAGUCCUAAAACUACAAAACCCAAGUAGUUAAUAACUUUCUAUUGUAGGUCUCUCAUUCAUCUACCAGAAAUCUGAAUUGUUUUGAUAGCACAUAACAACAAUAAGUCCAUAACAUAUUACAAAUUGGGUAUCCCAAUUCAGUUACUCUGUUUUAGUAGUCCUUAAAAUGUACUUUGGUAAACCUUUUUUUAAAAAAACAACCAAGAAUUGUUCUCAUUUUAUUUUUAGGAAAUAGUUUGGUUCCUCAAAUGCUGGUCAGGUAAAUGUGUGUUUCAAGUUUGUCAGCAUUUCUGUGUAUGUGAGAGUGCAGUUAUAUUGAUAGAUUUCUGAAUUUUUGUAUUGCGUAAUUUAAAAACAGCCUGCUGGCAUGGCUCUAUUUUGUCCAGUAUUUCAUCUGCUUGGAGAAGACUUUUGAGGAGGGCUGAGAUAAAGUUUCACUUGGAGGUCUCAAUCCUCUUGAGAAAAAUCUUUAAAUCAGCCACAGAUUUAACCACUAUUUUGACAUAGUUGUUCUGUUGUGAAUAUCCUUAAGUUGUUGGAGAGCAUAUAGUAAAUGUAAUGUUGCAAAUAGAGAAAGCAAAUUAGUAGAAACUAGGUGCUUAUGUCAUGAAGGGCAGAUCAAGCCCGUUUAGCGUGAGGGUGAUGCUUCCAAUGCUGGCCACAUGGAAAAGCCGAAUUCAAAUAUGAAGUGCUUUAGGCCAUCUAUUUAUUUAGACCACAUUGUGUAGCAUGUUCUUGGAAUGUCCCUACCUAUUUGACUCAGCCCUUCUUUUGAAUUCUCCAACAUGCUGGCCCUGGGGCACAAUAGUGAUUUUGAAUGCGGAAGGCCUUGUUCGUGUCUUUCAGUGUUGCUGGGCUGUAAAAUAUUAUAUGCUUAUAAAUAUCAUACUUGAAAUGCACUGCAUGACUUCUACAGACUCCCAUACUGCUCUUGUUAGAAGAAAACUCUUCUGACUCAUUGGCAAAUUGUGUCAAAAUAAGUUAAUAUCUGUUUUGUUGCUUUAAAAACUAAGGAUGAGAAGCACUGAGAAUAAAAGCAGGAGCUGACAUUAUUGAAAUGAAUUAAUCACUCCUCGUGGCUCCUGUAUUUGCCCAAGACAUGAGUGUAAUACUAAACUAAACAUGCUACAGAAAGUUUUACACAAAUUCCUAUGUAUACUAGAAAGUGUUGUGAAUAUUGUUAACUUUUCAGUGUGUUCCAGAUCAAGAAAUUGACAGUGUUGAGACUGUUUUUGCAGAAAAGCUCUUCUGUUUCAGAAUAAAAACUUGAUCUGUUUGUCUAAAAUGCAUAGGUUAUCUGUAGGUGAUUGCUGCUACAUAUUUCAGCAUAUAUAUUGUAAAAAAGGAUUUGCAUGAAAAGUGACCAGCUUUGAGCUGACCUUCAUGUGAACAUUAAAACUACAGUAUUCCUAUUGUUGGUGUUACUGCUGUGAUGUACCUUUAUACAAAAUACUACCCCUUUUGAGUAUUGAAACCUGCCAUCUGUAACCUCCUUGAUAAUUUUGCCAUGUGGAUUUUUGUCAGCAUACUUGAUUCAAAUACCAGGCACGAAGCAGCUGGGUCUUCAAUUUGUUGAGAAACAAACUGGAAUGAGAAUCUGAUGCAAAUGAAGGCGCUCAAGCCACCCUUUUUGUACUGGGGGAAAAGAUAUUUUAAUGUUACAGCAUUGUUAAUUUGUAUACCAAUAAAUGUUUUGUCACAUU